AUGAGUGUUUGCUCGAGUUACAUUGUUGGAAAGUCCAAUCCAACGCCAAAAUCUGAUAUCCGCAUGGACCUCACCACAUCACAACCUGUAGAGCCGAUUCCAGAACCAGAUCCACUCCCGAGUACUAUCGCCCAUCUGAUUGAUAGUGAUGGUUCUUUUAUGGCUAACGACGUUUCCCGCAGCAGCCGGAAGUCCAUGACAGAAGUUGGUUUCCUCGGAAGGCUUUCUCAUCCUAACAUCGUAAAGCUGUUGGGAUAUUGUAAGGAAAAUGAGAAUUUCCUUAUUGUUUAUGAACUCAUGCAAAAGGGCAGGUUGAAUUACCAUUUAUUUGGAAAGAGCUCGGAUCGAUUGCUUCCUUGGAAAACAAGGAUUAAGAUUAUGAUGGGAAUGGCUAAGGGUCUGUGUUACUUGCAUACGAUGGAGAAGCCAAUAAUUUACAGAGAUUUCAAAUCCUCAAAUGUGAUUCUUAAUCAGACCAAGCACUUUAUACAAAGAUAUCAAUCUUUAACCUGUUAUUCUCUUGCAUUUCUUUUAUACUGCAAAAUAUCAAACUUUGGCUUGGCAAUGUGGGGACCUGCUGAUAAUUCAUAUGUAACGGCACAAGUUGCCGGUAAAGUUGGUUACAUCGAUCCCGAGUACGUUGCCAUAGGAAAAUUGUAUGUAAAGAGCGAUGUGUACAGUUUCGGAGUAGUCUCGGUCGAGAUGCUAACAGGGUUGCGACCAAUUGAUAAAAGACGUCCAUUGGAACAAGAAAACCUGGUGAAUUGGGCAAAACCAAGCCUAGUCCAUAAAAGAAGGUUGAGACAGAUAAUGGAUCCUAGGUUGGAGGGAAGAUACUCUAUCAAAGAGGCUUUACAAAUUGCUCAGCUUGCUUAUAAAUGUCUUAAUGAAAAUCCCAUUUACCGCCCAUCAAUGAAGGAAGUUGCAGAGAUGUUUGAACAAAUUGGAGAUCGAUAUAUAAUUGGUGAAGCAUGAAUUUCAUCCUCCCUCGGCUUCCUAAGAUAUACCGUGUCCAUUCCAGUAGUGAAUUUUUCGGAUAAAUGUGAUUGUAUGCAGAAAUACUUCAAAUUUUAGCUGUCUUGUCUUGUAAGUUGCUAUAAUUACAAUUUUUUUUUUUUUAACAAUUACAACCUGAUUUAAAAAUUUGAAAUGUAAGGUAAAACAGACUUAGGUCUCUAAAUUAUAUCCUAA
Messenger RNA from Jatropha curcas, 1191 nucleotides. The record is from RefSeq and is a predicted model, not a curated record. Lineage: Eukaryota; Viridiplantae; Streptophyta; Magnoliopsida; Malpighiales; Euphorbiaceae.